GAGUAAUUGGAGGAGUGUUGUUAGGUGUGGAAAUGCAAAUUUACCCUUUACUUUUUAGGGGACUAAGUUUUUUAAUAGGGGACUAUGUUUUUUAACUAAGGAACUAUGUUUUUUUAACUCACCUUAGUUACUUUUUGGCCGGAAAGUGGACUCGAGGUCUCAACGGUAAAAAAAAAAUGGAGUUCCAAAAGGUAAAAAAAGUAAAAACUUGGACCUAAUGUCAUACUUAACUCUACAAACAUUAAAGUGUAGAACACUGGACAACAAAUAAAGCAACCUACCAAAAAGUGGAUAUAAGCCCAAAUAAAACACAGAUUUAUUCAAUUCAAAAUUCUUGGAAAACAUAAAGAGCGCAAAAAUAGAAAUUAAAAGGGCCAAAAUUAUUUAAAAGGAAAAAAGAAGUACAAAAUUCAAGCACACGUCAUUCAUACGCUCGUUAACAGAAGCCCUAACGUACUAAAUUUUCCAGAACUUCACUCAAUUUUUUAAUUUCCCCAAAAUCUCAAAUUUCGAAUUUCCCCCAAUUUUUCGAGUUCGUGACCUAAUUUUCUCUCUCCAGAUGAAUGCGCGGAAAUUGCUGUUGCGCCAGAAAGUUGAGGUGCGGCAACUUGAGGAAGGUUUGGGGGGGUCAUGGCACCCUGGAGUAGUUGUUGGUGUCUUAGACUCAUGUCGCAAGGUUGAAUAUGAUGAAUUGCUGUGCGAAUCAGGAAGUUCCAAGCUCAUAGAGUCAAUACCUGUCACCGGGGCAAUUGAGGGUCUUUACCAGCGUCCUUGUGUCAAAUUUAAUUACCGUGGUCGUAUAAGACCCAAACCUCCUCUUCCAAGAAUUAUGAGUGCUUCAGAUGCAAAGCUAACUUUUGGAGUCUGUGUUGAUGUUAUGUUUAAGGAAGCAUGGUGGGAGGGAGUGAUUUUUGAUUGUGAUGAGGGUGCACAGGAGCGACAUGUUUAUUUCCCUGAUGAAGGUGAUGAACGUGCAUUCAAAUUGACUGAUUUGCGUGUCACUUCUGAUUGGGAUGAAUUUACUGGUCAAUGGAGAGAAAGGGGUGUUUGGAAGCUAGUGGAUCUAGUCAAGGAGCACAAAAUAGACAAACACGUAUUCCAUUUUGUUAGGCGUGUUUGGUCCCGCUUGAAAGUAAAUUAUGGUUUUCAGAAAAUGAUAUCAGAGUGGACAUGUGGUGCAUAUUGUGUGUGGAAAGAAUACUUUAUGGAAGUUAUCUAUACCAUGACUACUAAACAAGGAAGAAAGGGUCUUUCUUUUCCUACUAAUACUCAGAUACACACAGUGAAGAAAAGAAAAGGCAGAACCAAGAGGUCUCACGUGAGCUUUGUAGAUGCUUCUGUUCUAACUAGGUCAAUGCAGAAACGAAAGGAUAAAGAACUUAGUCUUAGGGUAAGAACAAGGCGUAUGUGUCUGAGUGAAGCGGAGGAUUCCUUGAUUGCUGUUGCCGACAACAGAGGCUAUAUGACUGAUGGUGAUUGCAUGCGAAGUCAACCGGCACCUGCUGAUGCUUCCUUAAAUAUUGAGGUUUCAAAGGCUUCUGACAAUGGUGAGACUGAACAGGUUCCUAGUCAGAUUUGUAGUCUGGCAAAUGCCAGAGCUCUGAAUAAAGGAGUUCAUCUCAUGAGGACCUCUCAAAAUGAUGGUGCUCCCUCUGUAAAUCCUAGCAUGUCUGAAAAGAAUUUAAAUAUAAAUAUGUCUCCAAAUAUUUGUUUUAGAAAGAAAUGGCAGUUGGCUGAAGACAAAUUGACACCUAGGAAACUGACAACUUCCCCACUACGUGGUAAUAAAUUAGGACGACACAAAAGCUGUAACUCCAGAUUAACAAGGCAGGUGCUUGAUUCAGUGCCCUUACAGUUUCAAGAUAAUAAUCCCGUUUACAAUAGGAGAGAAGUGAUGCUAUUAAAGCAAAAGAAGGUUGGCAUUAGUACGAGAUAUUCCGUUCAUAGAAAAGAGAGACGGAUUAGAAUUUCUAGGCGCAGCAUUGGGAAGAAAAGAAGUCCCAAGAGGAUCAAAAGAUUAUAUCCAAGGAAGACUCAGGAGGCUAGUGUUAUAUCUAAACCCACAUCGCAGAAGGAGCUGGAGGUAUCAAAAUCUAAACAAAAAGAAGCCAAUCUAUUGGGCAGUGGUAGCAAAGGGAUUCAACCUGUCACAGCUUCUUGUCAAGAGUCUGAACAUCAAGAAAAUUUAGAUAGUCCUCGUAAGCAGAAGGUUAGGAAGGGUAGAUGCCGUGACUCAGUUUGCUUAAUCUGUCAGCAUGGAGGCGAAUUAAUUCAUUGUGAUCAUUGCUUGUCUUCGUACCAUUUGACCUGCAUUGACCUUCAGGAAGUUCCUGACGGAGAAUCAUUUUGCCCAUCUUGUCAAUGUGGCUUAUGUGGCUUGGAACAUUCUGCCAAUGGGGAUCAACUAUUUACUCAAGUGUGUUACCAAUGCAGCCGCCAAUAUCAUGUGGCUUGCCUUAACAAAGCAGGAGCAUCAGUCUCUGAUGACUCAUUCCUAGACAAAUUCUGUAGCAGAAGCUGUUUUGAGAUAUGUGCUCGUCUUCAUGAACUCUUGCAAAUCUCAAAUCCAACAACGAUGGAAGGCUUAACCUGGACUAUUACAAGAUCUAGAAGAAAUGAUUGUAACGUACACAAUGAACGAGUUCAUCCUCUCGUUCCGGUGUCUCAAGUUCUAAAUGUUUUUCAUGAGUGCUUCGAACCUAUACUUGAGCCCCAUACUGGGAGAGAUCUAGUUGCUGAUAUUGUUUACAAUUCUGGGUCAAAAUUCAGGAGACUGGAUUUCCAUGGGUUUUAUGUAAUAGCUUUGGUUAAUGGCGAGGAGCUUGUUUGUGUUGCUACUAUCAGAAUUCAUGGUCAGAAAGUGGCAGAGAUGCCACUUGUAGCUACACCUUUCAAGUAUCGUCGAAAGGGUAUGUGCCGGCUUCUUGUGGAAGAGUUGGAGAAGAUGCUUGUUGAAAUGGGUGUUGAAAGAUUGGUCUUGCCAGCUAUAGCUCAGCUGAGUGAUACCUGGGUUUCGUCAUUUGGUUUUGCAGAGAUGCCAGCACUUUUAAGGAGAGAAUUGUUGGGUUAUCCAUUUGUUCUUUUUAAGGGAACUACUAUGUUUCAGAAAAUUCCCAGAAGCUCGGCUCCAUUAGAUUCUUUGGAAGCAACAAGAAAGCUGGAAAGGACUGGACCCGAACAGGUAAUUCACCCAAAAGAUAGGUUCAAUAUACAGUACAAGCGAAGAGGGAUACCAGAAGCUUCUGGAAAAGAGAAAACAGAAAUGGAUGUAUCAGACAAGAACCAGACCACAUUCAAGUGUGUGUACAAGCGGCGGAGGGUUCAAGCAAGCAAAGACUGUAAGACAGUGAUGGAUGGAUCAGAUAAGAACCAAUCCACAUACAAGUGCGUGUACACGCGGCAGAUGAUUCAGGCAAGCAAAGAUUCUAUUGUUAGCCAAUAGUUGGCGCCCUAGUUAAAUUGUACAUUAGUAUAGGCAUUAGUCCUCAUGCAGGCUGGCCUUUGUCCUUCAACUUUUUAGAAGAAGGCGAGGGGGAUAAUUGAGAGAGAGAGAGAGAGAGAGAGAGAGAGAGAGAGAGAGAGAGAGAGAGAGAGAGAGAGAGAGUAUGCGUUAGGCAUCGUUAUUUUUUGCCCAAGUAGACCCAGAUUAAUUAACCAUAGCUCUGAAUCUAAUCCCACUAAGAAGGUUGGUGGGAGAUGAUUUUCACAAUGUAAGUAUGUAACCCUAAUUUGAAACACUUAAUGUAAAGCAAAAAAUAAAUCCUAACCAAGUUGCAUUCA
Molecule: messenger RNA, 3780 nt
Organism: Chenopodium quinoa (quinoa)
Lineage: Eukaryota; Viridiplantae; Streptophyta; Magnoliopsida; Caryophyllales; Amaranthaceae
Exons: 9
Coding region: 560-3442 (960 amino acids)
Biological process (GO): negative regulation of DNA-templated transcription
Molecular function (GO): acyltransferase activity, transferring groups other than amino-acyl groups; transcription corepressor activity
Source: RefSeq, a predicted model, not a curated record